Molecule: messenger RNA, 3516 nt
Organism: Funneliformis mosseae
Lineage: Eukaryota; Fungi; Glomeromycota; Glomeromycetes; Glomerales; Glomeraceae
Source: the annotation of a GenBank genome assembly
AUGGGUUAUAAUAAUCCAAGAGAAGAUGAAAGACUCGGUGAAGUUCAAGAACGAUAUACAAUUAUAAGAAGUUAUAGCAAGGGUAAGAAGGUUGAGAUAUAUAAAGGAUAUGAAGUGAAUAAACCGAAAGUUUAUUACGUGAUAAAAAGCUAUAACAUAAGAGAUGCAUUCGAAAGAGAAUUACAGAUAUUACGCGAAUUAGCAAAUGCAGGGAAUAUUAUGCAAAUGAUAAACCAUUACCCAUCGCAAGCGGUUAUCGUAUGCGAAUGUGCAUUAUAUUGCCUAGAAACCUUUUUGGGUCACCAAGAAUAUACCCAAAGACAUGAAGAGGAACGUGAUAUAAUAAAGGACGUUGUAUCGGGUCUCUCGGAACUUCAAAAGCAUAACAUAGUGCAUACUGAUCUAUCACCAAAAAAUAUCAUGUACUUUCAAGAAAAGGACGGCGAAAGAUGGAAAUUGAUUGAUUUUGACGCAGCGUGUUUUGUUGGUAGUUCCAAUCAUGUAAACCUCAUAACAAAUUAUUCGGCUCCCGAAGUCAUAAAGGCAUACGAUGAGAAUAUAGAAAUUGAAGCUAAUUUUGCAAUGGACAUGUUCUCUUUUGGACUAAUUUUAUAUCUUUUUGAAACUGGUCAUCAUUAUUGGGAUGGAGAGAAUAAAGAAGAAAAAGAAAUGAUCUCCUCAUUUAAAUACUUGCCGCUUGGUAAUAUUCGCGAUUCCGAUGCUUGCUUUGCUAUAAGACAAUUGCUCAAUAAAAAUAUUUCUAAAAGAAUGACGUUAGAGAAAUUCAUGCUAACGCCAUAUUACUCUGGUGAAUCGGAAUCCAUAUCUAAAACCAUGUCUUUAAAGCGUAAUAAGCGUAAUAGCAUGAACAGCCUGUAUUCAACGCAUUCGAUACUUAUGGAAGAACCAUUGGAUAUCAUUUAUGAUGAAUCUCGAUAUGGAAUGAGUGAGGCGGAGUUUCUGUUAUAUCAAGCAAAAUUGACACAGGGAACAUUUCAAAAUUUCCUUGAAAGAUAUCAUAGCGAAAUGAAACAAAGCCUAAAAAUAAUGAAUGAUAAAAUCGACAAUUGUACGAGGGCCGUAGAGGAUUUGUCUGAAUUAACCAAGAAAAUUCCACAAUGGCUGCUCAAGUUGAAAAAUGAAAAGGUUCCUAGAGUAUUUGUUAUGAUCCCUGAUCGAAAAGAUUGGAAAAGACCAGCGACAUGGUUGUUUUCAAAGCCAUUUCGUAUUUUAUUUAUUUGCGAACACAAGGAGCAAUGGCACAUCCCAGAUCAAGAAGGUUACAAAGUUCUUGAAGUACCCCAGUUUAUUAAAAAAUAUGGACCUUGGAUAAACCUUUGUUUACGGACAUUAUCCUCCGUUAUAAGUGUUAUGACGUCGAACAUCUUCCCAAAUGGUGUUGCAGACCUUUUAUCAUCAAUCUUUAACAUAGCUGAUCAUUUUGAACUUAUUCAACAUUUUCAGGAAAUUAUUGACACUGUUGAUAUCGGUGUAAAAACAAUGAAUGAUGAGAAUCCCGAAUUUGCUCCUUUGAGCAAUGAAGCUCAUAUUCCUCAUCAAAUGAUAAAUGCUUCAGGUCUUCAUAUGCUAAGAAAAUUUCUAGAUACGCAAGAAAAUGCGGAUCAUCUCGGUGGAUUGAUGCAAUGCGUUGAUGAUGAAACUCAAGAAAUUUUAUGGUUAUGUGAAGAACAUAGAAAUGGUUAUAGCGUUAGAUCUACUGAGCAAGAAGAAAUGGUACCCACUCCUCCGAAUUCCGAUUCAUCUCAAAGAGUUCAAGUGUCAUCAUCAAAAUCUUUACGUUCAAAACCUCCCGGUUUACUUAAACUUCCGCCUCAAAAUCUAUUAUCGAGUCCACAAAAAUCUCCUCAAAGAUCUCCUCAAAGAUCUCCUCAAAGGUCUCCGAUUUUCAAGCAACGUCCAACGGUUCAGCAAUUUCCUUCUAUGAACACGUCUACACCUGAGACUUCUCCUACCGAAACUUUAUUCGUACCUCCAGAGAAAUUCGUACCUUUAGAAGUUGAUUACAAAAAAUUUGAUUUAAAAGAUUCAAGAGAUUGUUUAAACCCGUAUCUUGAAUUAGAAUAUUUACAUAAAAUACUAUACGAAGUGAUAGAGAACGCGAUUGCUUCCGGAAGAAAACAUUUUAGAAACGAAGAUAUUAUGCAAAUUGCAGAAAAACUGCGUGAGCGCAAGAAUAAGUUUAAACUUUUAUGUCCACUUUGGCAUGAUAUUGCCCAGAAAUCUCAAUUUAUAAACAUCGUAAAUAACCAAGUAGAUUUAUACGUUCAUUUCCUAAGGUUAAUUGUACGUUAUUGUGUUGUUAAAGAUUUUAAUUCAGUUAAAAUGCAACUGUCCUUCUUGGUCACCGACACGUACGAAAUUAACCAAAUUAUAAGAGCCGGAAGAUCAUUCAAUAAACAUCUUGACAAAUUAUCAGUUGCUUUGGAAACGUCACAAUAUAACCCCGAUGAGAAUGACGCAAUUCAAACUGAAUUGGAUCGCUUCAUUAAUGAACCAAAACUUGAAGUAUCUAUUGAGGAUUCAAAUAUAAUUCAUGAUAAGGACCUGUCUCAAUGGUAUUAUACAGUUGAUCGAACGUGCAUUGAUAAUUUCCUAUCUCCAUCUGAAGAAAAAACAACUCAAGGAACAAUUUUUAAUACGACGACACGACUUUUAGACAAUUGUGUAAUUGUUACGGGGAGAUCGUUAAAAUAUCUCGAUCACAUUGAAAAUCUGAUGUGUGUCGAGAAAGAGAUUUACCUUUACAACGGACAUCAAUUGAAUGAACAAGAAUUUAUCAUUAAAUUUUAUGGGUAUUCAAUUCAAAAUUGUAAACCCACGCUAUUUUAUGAAAAUACCGAUUAUGGUGACCUUUUCACAUACUUCCAAGUAAAUCAUGAUUCAUCAGGGAAUCUUAUAAAAGAUUGGAAAGGAAAAAUUAAGUUAGCAUGGGAAAUAUCGCAGGGCAUAAAAUCUUUACAUGAGCAAAGAAUUUUACAUUUAGAUCUUCGAAGCGCAAAUAUAUUAUUGCAAUAUGACGCAACGAACGAAUCGCUGACACCGAAAAUAUCUAAUUUUCUUUGGAGCAAAAGCUUCAAAACUUUUGUUUUCCCAAAAAUACCGAUUCCAUCAAAGGAAAAGAUUUGGAAACGGUGGCAUGAUCCAGGAAGGCUUUUAAAUGAAGAAAACUUUGAAUCGCUUCUUCCGUCAUCUGAUAUAUAUAGUUUAGGGUUAUUGUUUUGGGAGAUCGCUUGGUGUAGAGCAGAUAAUUUGCCAUUUAAAGUAGUUCCAAUUAAGAGUCUACAUAAACAUUUACAAACUAAGAAAGAAAUCUUGCCUCAGAUACCAAAAGAAUAUAGACAGUGGGAACUUUUAAUUGGUAAAAUGUGGCAACAAAUACCAGAUAUUAUGACUGUGGAAACAAUCAUGAGAAAAUUAUUUAAAGGUAGAACGGAUUCAAUGCCGCAGUCACCUAUUCCAACAUAUCCCCCUCCUCCAUAUAUCUCCAUAACGUAA